GCACCCAAGAUAUACUCUAUAAAGCCAGGCGGGCGCACGUACGCUUUACGCAGCAGAUUUAGAACAACUCCCUUCCUUCUCCUGUUUCAGAGCGGCGACCGGGCGGCGACCGGGCCUGCUGGUGUCCUGGUUUUGCUCCCUCCGUUUCCCCCCCCAUCCCCUGGGGAAGACUUGUGUCUACGGAAAUUACAGGUGAGUCAUUGAAAGAAAAGUUAGAAAACAUUAACUAGAAGAACCCUGGUAAGUUUCUCAGCUUAAAGGAUACCAUGGCAGAGGAUAAACUCUAUACAACAGAUGGGACAGUGGAUAUCCAUAAUAAACCUGCCAAUAAGAAGAAAACAGGAAACUGGAAGGCAUGUCCCUUUAUCCUCGGAAAUGAAUGUUGUGAAAGGUUGGCAUACUAUGGUAUGAGUACCAAUCUGGUGAACUAUCUUCAGAAACGUCUCAACCAGGGCAAUGUCACUGCAUCGAACAAUGUCACAAAUUGGUCAGGAACCUGUUACAUCACACCUUUGAUUGGAGCUUUUCUUGCUGAUGCUUACUUGGGAAGAUACUGGACAAUUGCCAGUUUCUCAGUCAUUUAUUGUUUGGGAAUGACACUCUUGACACUUUCUGCUUCUGUGAAUGGACUAAAGCCAUCAUGUGAUAAUGGUGUUUGCCACCCAACGGCAGCAGAAACUGCAGUUUUCUUUACAGCUCUUUACCUAAUUGCUCUUGGAACUGGUGGAAUCAAGCCAUGUGUCUCAUCCUUUGGUGCAGAUCAAUUUGAUGAAACUGAUGAGUCCGAGAGAGAAAAGAAGAGCUCAUUCUUCAAUUGGUUUUACCUUUCUAUCAAUGUGGGUGCCCUUAUUGCUUCCUCUGUAUUGGUCUGGAUACAGAUGAAUGUGGGAUGGGGGUGGGGUUUUGGAGUCCCUGCUGUUGCUAUGGCCAUUGCAGUUGUUAGUUUCUUUUCAGGUAGCCGAUUGUACCGAAUUCAAAAACCUGGUGGGAGUCCCCUGACACGAAUUUUCCAGGUUGUGGUUGCGUCUGUGAGGAAAAUUCAUAUAAAAAUUCCUGCUGACAAGUCUCUACUUUAUGAGACUCCUGAUGAGGAAUCCAACAUCAUAGGAAGUCGUAAGCUCCAACAUUCAGAUGAAUUAAGAUUCUUUGACAAGGCUGCCGUGGAGAGUCAGGAUGACCACAUCAAGGGCUCAACAAACCCGUGGAGUCUUUGCACGGUUACGCAAGUUGAGGAACUCAAGUCCAUCAUCCGAUUGCUCCCAGUUUGGGCAUCUGGAAUAAUCUUCGCCACUGUAUACAGUCAAAUGAGCACUAUGUUUGUGCUACAAGGCAACACUAUGGACCAACACAUGGGCCCACACUUUGAGAUUCCAUCAGCAUCUCUCUCCCUCUUCGACACCCUCAGCGUAAUCUUCUGGGCGCCUGUAUAUGAUCAAAUUAUCGUGCCAUUUGCAAGGAAGUUCACUGGGCAUGAACGAGGUUUCACACAGCUCCAACGAAUGGGGAUUGGCCUAGUGAUUUCCUUCUUGUCCAUGGUUACUGCAGGGACGUUGGAGGUAGUUCGACUUGGCAUUGUGAGGAGGAAUAACUACUAUGAUCUUAAGUACCUUCCUAUGUCAAUCUUCUGGCAAGUCCCGCAGUAUUUUCUGAUUGGCUGUGCGGAGGUUUUCACCUUCAUCGGGCAGCUUGAGUUUUUCUAUGACCAGGCCCCCGAUGCGAUGCGAAGCUUGUGCUCGGCCCUCUCUCUGACUACUGUUGCUUUGGGGAAUUACUUGAGCACCCUGCUUGUUACAAUUGUCAGCAAAGUGACUACAAGGCACGGGCGUCUCGGAUGGAUUCCUGAUAACUUGAACAGGGGCCAUCUUGACUAUUUCUAUUGGCUCUUGGCCAUUCUCAGUGUCCUGAACUUCUUUUUGUAUCUCUGGAUUGCAAAUCGUUACACCUACAAGAAGGCUGCAGGGCGUGCUCAUUGACUUCAGGGCCAGGGACGGGGAGUGAAAAGUGUGUAUUCAACAAAUCACUGUUUCAGUUUAAUGUUUUUUUUUUUUUUAUAUAUAUAUAAAUUUUGUUUAAAGAAUGGUAUUCAAUUAUAAUGCCAGUCAGAUUAUGGGUUUAGUA
Messenger RNA from Malania oleifera, 2118 nucleotides. Its product is annotated as protein NRT1/ PTR FAMILY 8.1-like. Bases 267 to 1973 code for a protein of 568 amino acids. Gene Ontology annotation, biological process: transmembrane transport; oligopeptide transport. Gene Ontology annotation, cellular component: membrane. The record is from RefSeq and is a predicted model, not a curated record. NCBI's taxonomy places the organism in Eukaryota, Viridiplantae, Streptophyta, Magnoliopsida, Santalales, Ximeniaceae. The transcript is spliced from 5 exons. Gene Ontology annotation, molecular function: tripeptide transmembrane transporter activity.